AUGUCACAUGCCUUAGAUAACUAUUACUUAGUGGAAAAAGUGGAAUUUCUAUCAAAAAAUGAAGUUAAAGAAAAUAAAACUAUUGAAACUGUCAUUAAAGAUCUAGUGUAUGUCAAAGAUCCAGUAUCUCUAGUUAAUCAUGUUUGCAUUGCUAGGGGACUAGAAGUCGAGAAUGUUAUUAUUCGUAUAGGAAUAGAUAGUGGCCAAGGAUCUUUAAAAGUUAUUAUGAAUGUUUUUAACAGAGAACCACACAAAUCUUCAAAUCUUAUAGAAAAAACAAAGCUAAACAAUUUAAAGUUUUACCUUGCUGCAGAUCUUAAAUUAUGCAACAUAGUUUUGGGUUUGUCAGGACAUGAGGGAAAAUAUUCAUGUUUAUUUUGUGAUGGUGAUAAAACUCAUCUUGGAGAACUGAGAACCUUUAAUAUGCUUAAGAACACGUAUAAAAACUUUGCUGAAAGUGGAUUUAAAAAAAGCUCUAUGCAACUCUAUAAGAAUGUUAUACAUCCAUGUCUCCUGGUUGAGUCUGGAGAGAUGUAUGUGCUUGAUGUCACCCCUCCUCCAGAACUUCAUUUAAUGAUGAAAACUAUAACAGAAAUUUUAAAUGUCUUCUGUAAGGAACCUGAUGUUGCUCUCUGGUUAAAAAAGCAUGGAAUUAUUUGGCAUGGGUAUAAUGGAGGUGGACUGGAUGGUAGAAAUGCUAACAAAAUACGAAAGCUUUUGCCAGAUUUGGAAAAAUUUAUCUUAGAUAACUUUUCUUCUUAUUAUCCAGUUGUUGAACUGUUAGUCUUUUUCUUCAGUAGUAAACAUGUGUUUCGGAAUGAAACUCCAGACGGUUAUCCUGAUGCCAUUGCAACAUAUAUAAGAAAGUUAAAGGAAAACCAAGAGUAUGUGAAGACUACAUUCAACCCCAACCUUUCUAUGGGAUGGAAAGGUCAUAUAAUUGAACACCAUCUUGCCAUGUUUUUAAAUAGAACUAAGCUGCCAUUGGGAGUAUUUUCUGAACAAUGUUCUGAAUCUGUUCAUCAUAAUAUGUUGAAAACACUGAGCAGAUUCUCAACUUCAGAAUUCAGAGAGAACCAUGGAGAGCUUCUUAGAAAGGCAAUAGUUGAAUAUUCAAGUCAAAGAAUUUAAGUUUUUUCUUUGCUAUUGAUUACAUAAUUAUACAUAUCUUGUAUAUUAUAUAGUUUUGAAGAUUACAUUAAAUCAGUAUAUAUUAUGGAUUAUAUUAUACUGUUUCAGAGUAUAUACAAAUAGUAUUGCGUACUUUGGUAAGCAAUCUGACGUCAUACUGAAAUAGCCGGCUGCUGGGGGCUUCAGUACAUACAACGACUGACAAAUAGCCUGACUCGCAGUGAAGUGCUGCUACAUCGACUGAGGGUUUGGGAUGGGGAAGCAAUCGUUUUAAUUUUAUUAUGUUAUACAAUGUUAUACAAUAAUAUUGCAGAUUAGGCUUUAUUAUAUCAUGAGUAUUACACUAUAUUUUAAUGUAAAGUAAACUUAGUUUUUUGUAGUUUUAUUUUAAAUGGUUAUAUCUUUUGAACGGCAAGAUAUUUUUAUUGAAUUUUUGAAUAUGUAACUGAUGCUUGAUUUUUCUAAAGAUGGCAUAAUAUUUUUUUUUAAUAAAUAAAGGGGGCCAAGGGGAGGGGGCAAAAGUUGCCCUGAUCCCCUUUAAAAAUUGAUUUUCUCAUCAGGACGUACACCAAAUAAUUUGUUCUUUUCAUAAUAUUGUCUGUAUAAUAGUCCUGAACACUUUGUAAUUAAUUUUUUUUAAGUAAUCAAAUUUUCAACCUAAACG
This is a messenger RNA of Hydra vulgaris (swiftwater hydra), 1795 nucleotides long. Lineage: Eukaryota; Metazoa; Cnidaria; Hydrozoa; Anthoathecata; Hydridae. The record is from RefSeq and is a predicted model, not a curated record.